Messenger RNA from Heterocephalus glaber (naked mole-rat), 3791 nucleotides. RefSeq names its product glutamyl-tRNA amidotransferase subunit B (gene Gatb). Gene Ontology annotation, molecular function: glutaminyl-tRNA synthase (glutamine-hydrolyzing) activity. Lineage: Eukaryota; Metazoa; Chordata; Mammalia; Rodentia; Bathyergidae. The record is from RefSeq and is a predicted model, not a curated record. Gene Ontology annotation, cellular component: mitochondrion; glutamyl-tRNA(Gln) amidotransferase complex. Gene Ontology annotation, biological process: mitochondrial translation; glutaminyl-tRNAGln biosynthesis via transamidation.
AGUCACCUGAUCAGAACGCGGGAGUUGCGAUGGCGGCGCCCUUGCUGCGUUGGUUCGGCCCUGGAAGACGUUGGCCUUUAGCAUGGGUGGACAGCGGUUCCCGCCACCGAAGAGGGGUCCCGACUGGGUCAGCGUCCAACCGGACGAGGGAACAGAGUUCAGUGGCUCAGCAGCCCCUCUGCACGUCCCAGAAGCUGAGGAAAGGUGAACACAAAUGGGCAGCUGUGGUAGGAUUGGAAAUUCAUGCCCAAAUCUCCUCCAACUCCAAACUUUUCUCUGGAUCUCAAGUGUGCUUUGCAGCUCCUCCAAAUUCUUUGGUUUCCUUUUUUGAUGCAUCUCUGCCUGGAACUUUGCCGGUUCUCAACAGGCGGUGUGUGGAAGCGGCAGUGAUGACAGGCCUGGCACUGAACUGCCACAUCAAUAAGAAGUCCUUGUUCGACAGAAAGCACUACUUCUAUGCAGACCUUCCUGCGGGGUACCAGAUCACCCAGCAGAGGCUCCCCAUAGCUACCCAUGGGAGCUUGACGUACAGAGUCUCUGUGGGGACUAAGCGGAGUCACAUGGCCACCAAGACAGUGAGGAUCAAGCAGAUCCAGUUGGAGCAAGACAGUGGCAAAAGCCUCCACGACGGCCUGAGGUCCCAGACACUCAUUGACCUGAACAGGGCAGGAGUUGGCCUUUUGGAAGUGGUCCUGGAGCCUGAGCUGUCCUGUGGAGAAGAGGCAGCCACGGUCAUCAGGGAGCUGCAGCUGAUACUUCAAGCCCUGGGGACCAGCCAGGCAAACAUGGCAGAGGGCCAGCUGAGAGUGGAUGCAAAUAUAUCCGUGCAUCACCCUGGGGAGCCACUUGGCAUCCGAACAGAAGUGAAGAAUCUCAACAGCAUCAGGUUCUUGGCCAGAGCCAUAGACUAUGAAAUUCAGAGGCAGAUCAAUGAACUUGAGCAUGGAGGUGAAAUUCUGAAUGAAACUCGCUCGUUUGAUUCCAAGCUGGGCUGCACCAUGCCAAUGAGAGACAAGGAAGGAAGACAGGACUACAGGUUUAUGCCAGAGCCCAACCUGCCUCCCCUGGUGCUGUACGACACAGCGUCUCUGCCCGCAGGUGCACAGUCUCAGCAGGUGAUCAACAUCGACCAGAUUCGGGACGCGCUGCCCGAGCUCCCCAGCGUGACUCGAGAGCGGCUGGUGCAGCGGUACGGGAUGCUGCCGGAGCACAGCUUCACGCUGCUGAAUGAAGUUGGCCUGCUACAGUUCUUCCAAAAUGUGAUGAAAGAAACUAGGGCAGAGCCAAAAAAGGUGACGAGCUGGGUCCUCAAUGUGCUCCUGGGCUAUUUAAAGCACCACAGCCUCGCUGUCAGUGAGAGUCCCAUCACGCCCUCUGCACUUGCUGGACUUCUCGACCUGCUGGACAGUAAAGCAAUUUCUUCGUCGGCGGCUAAGCAGGUGUUCGAGGAACUGUGGAAGGGUAAGGGGAAGACCGCAGUGCAGAUUGUUUCAGAGAAGCAGCUGGGACUGAUGCAGGACCAGGAGGCCCUGGAACAGCUCUGCCGGUCCACGAUGGAGGAACACCCUCAAGCGGUAAUGGAUAUGAAGAAGGGAAACCCCAGAGCUAUAAAUAAACUGAUCGGGUUGGUCCGGAAGGCGGCCCUAAACCGAGCAGACCCAGCUGUGAUAAAGGCCCUGCUGGAGAAGCUGUCGUCAUGAGGUGUGCAGGCUCCUCCUGCCAAGCCAGGACAGGGGCCCAUGACGCCUGACGCCUGUGUGCUCUGCAAGCUGGUGUCCCAGGCCCUGGCCCGACCACACUGUCUUAGUUACAUUUCACGUGUCCUGGUCCUCUGAGACCCUAUGCGUUGGGAUGCAGCCUCCAGGGAAACCAGCAGCCCCCACAGCCCUUUGCUUCAGUAACAUCGAAACCCUCUGGGUGGCUGCAGCAGUGCUUAGGCAAGAGCACAUUCGGUGGGGUAGUUCUCCACUGAAUAAAACACAUUUCAGAUACUGUGGCCACUCUGCAAGCACUCACUGUGCAGUUCCUUCCCUGGAUACCUGUGGGUGCCUCCUAAGGCCUGGCGUUCCCAAGCGCUGGUGAUCAGUGGUGAUCAAGACAGAAUGGAAUGUGAAUACAAUAUAUGCAGACCUAAAAGUAGGUUAACAAAGAUGGAAACAAAGCAGAUUGGUGCCAUGUAAACACAUUUGUUUAGGGCGACAGGGUGGGGAGGUAGCUACCCAUCUACUGAGCAAAGGUUAACAUUGCCCUCAACUUCCUGGGGACCCUGAAAGCAUAGGCUGGAGAUUCAGUGAACUUUUUAAAGACAACAGAAGUUUUCAGAUAAAUUUAAUGAAUAAAACAUAUACUGAAAUAUCACAUAAAAAUUAACUUAUACUUCAAAGACUGUAAGAUUGACACCCCCACACCAUCAGGCCAAAAAAGAUAAAGAGAAAAAGCUAUAACAUUCAUUUGUUUUGCUUGCAGAGAAUAAGACUCUAAACUAAUAAAAUCUUGACCUUUAGCAAUGACUGAAGUGCAGCUGACAGUGUCGUGAUGAAGGCCUCGUUGCCUCUGCCCCUUUUUGUGUGACAGUAACAUUUUCUCGAACACACGGCCCCUUUGUUCAUUACAUGUCUAGUACCUCAGAUUCACAAUGCCUCCUUUAAUCCUUUUAUGUCUAGUGUUCCAUUUUUGGAACGGCACAUAAUGAUGGAACAUAAAAAUGUUUCUCUUCAAAUUCUCAUUCCUUGAUUUUUUUUCUAGGUAACACAUAUGAAUUUCAUGCAGAAAUUCAAAAAAUUGUAACCUUUGGCAUUAUAAAUUGGUUAAAAACCAGUUCUGUAAAUGCUGGGUUGCCACCCUCACCAGCCCCACCCCGUAGUAGGAAUAAACACCAGGGGCUACCUCCACUCUUUCUAAAUUUUGAGGCAGGUCUCACUAAAAGUGGCCCUGGUGGGACUUGAGCUUGUGAUCGUCCUCCCUCAGUGCUGGGAUUACAGAUGUCUGUCACUCGUGGCUGCAAGUGCUGUUUUUAAAAGUACCUGUCAAACCGAUAUGGGGAACAUGUCUUCAGAGGCCCUGAUUUUUAAAACUCACUCCUAACAUACCAUGAACAGGAAAAAGGAUUUUUCUGGGGCACGAUGAUCCGAAGUACUGUACCUUCCAUCAUCCAUCUUAGAGACAGUGCUCAGAGCUUCCCUGAGUAAGAGCGAUGGCAAAAGUACCCCAUUUGCCCAGCCACGAAAGCUGGUGUAGAGAGGAAACAGGUUGGGUAGUUGAUUUCAGAGAACCAUGAGGAUGGGAUUUAAAAUUUUUUUUUAAAACUCAAGAAGCCAUGUGACCCACAUUUUGUAAUACUGAACACUACAGGGUCUCAAAGUAAUGUGCACUAAGGCCGGGGAUUUAGCUCAGUGGUGCCACCUGCCUCACAAGCACAAGGUCCUGAGAUCGAUCCUCAGUACCAAAAAAAAUGUUAUGUGCACCAACCCUCUCUACAAGAAACAAAAAUGGUAGAGUCCCCUCUUUCCCUGCAAAUCUGUUAAACAUAAAGGGCAAAGAUUCAAAUCUGGCAGGACCUUUAUUUUGUAAGAAAAAAUAAAAGUUCAGUUUUCUUUUGUAAAUCGUUUUCCCCAAAAGUUUAUAGAAAGCACUGAAGGAUCUUUCCAGACCAUUUCAAACCUAGGGCUUUCUUAAGUGGAGGUGCACUCAGAUCAAGACAGUUUCCCCAAACUAUUAUGUCAAGUGAAAACUGCAUAUGGACCAGUUACUCCCACAGAAAAAUGCCAUUAAAAAACACUUGAUCUUUGAAA